This is a messenger RNA of Trichomycterus rosablanca, 4127 nucleotides long. It is a transcript of the gene jak2b, whose product is annotated as Janus kinase 2b. The transcript is spliced from 24 exons. Gene Ontology annotation, cellular component: membrane; cytosol; cytoskeleton. Gene Ontology annotation, biological process: intracellular signal transduction; growth hormone receptor signaling pathway via JAK-STAT; cell surface receptor signaling pathway via JAK-STAT. The record is from RefSeq and is a predicted model, not a curated record. Gene Ontology annotation, molecular function: histone binding; ATP binding; non-membrane spanning protein tyrosine kinase activity. Lineage: Eukaryota; Metazoa; Chordata; Actinopteri; Siluriformes; Trichomycteridae. The coding region runs from base 602 to 3967 and encodes 1121 amino acids.
ACAUUUACACUGCGGGCUGGAAAUGAAACACAGUUCUUAUUUAAACUUUUUUCCACUGAAGACUGAACUGAGAGUGUACUGGGUGCGCUCUGGAUUUACUGUAAACCUGACUAAGUUGAGAAGUGUCGCUAGAAUGAAUGCUUGAGUUAGCAUUGCGUUAAGCUAACUGUGCUACUCUACAGUCUCUUCUCCUAGCUUCAAAGUUCUUGUCGAAAUGAUCGCAUUUUCGAAAACGCUUGAUCAUCAUGACAUUUUCUGACUAGUAUUAGAUGUGGAUUAUACACGCUCAUGUGGAGUUUCGAUUGCUUUGCAUUGCGUUAAAUGUCAAGACCGAGUCAAGUAGCAAGGGUGAGUAGCAAGCAACAGGCUACAUUGGUUUAGCAGCUCGUCUAGUUUGACAGUGAACUUCAGAUGUUACGAAAGUGGGACAUACGAUCAUAUCUGGACUACGAUCAACCGAAGCUAUGGAUUAAACUGGGAUUUCUGGGUUGAAGUUGCGCUGGCCAGCAAGAUAAACUGUCAACCUUGCUAGCUAGCUUAGCGACCAACCAAGUGAAUGUAGCCUCUUCACCCCCCAUCCACGUCUGUGACUAUAACGGCCAUGGCCGCUUGCCCUCCUCCACAUCAGAACGGUGGCGUCCACAGGCAGGAUCGAGUGCCAAAGCCUCCCGUCACUGCUCUGACACUUCAUCUGUACCACAGCAGCCAGAGGGAGGGAGACUGCACCCCGCUCUGCUACCCUCCAGGAGAAUAUGUUGUUGAACAGCUGGCCAUCGAAGCAGCCAAGGAGAUUGGGGUGUCGCCAGUCUACUUCAACCUUUUCGGCCUUUACAGAGAAAGUGACCGUGUGUGGCUGUCACCCAAUUACAUCCUUCACUUAGAUGAAUCUGCCAAAGAGAAUCUGAUUUUCAGAAUUAGGUUCUAUUUUCCUGGAUGGUAUAGCUGUGGAGGAUCACGAGCUUACCGAUAUGGCUUUACUAAAGGAUCCGAAAGUUCGGUGAUGGAUGACCAUGUUAUGGCUUACCUUUUUGCCCAGUGGAGAAGUGACUUUGUGAACGGCUGGGUGAAGCUGUCCAAUAACCACGAGACCCAAGAAGAAUGCCUUGGCAUGGCGGUUUUAGACAUAAUGAGGAUAGCCAAGGAGAAGCAGUGCUCACCACUUGAUAUUUACAGUGCCAUAAGCUAUAAGUCCUUCCUCCCGAAAGACAUGCGGGUGCAGAUCCAGGACUACCACUUUGUGACGCGGAAGCGGAUACGCUACCGGUUUCGCAAGGUGGUGCAGCAGUUCAGUCAGUGCCGGGCCACCCCCCGAGACCUCAAGCUCAAGUACCUGAUCAACCUGGAGGCGCUCGAUUCAGGCUUCUACACAGAGCGCUUCCAGGUCAAAGAGGCAUCGGCUGGCCAGGUUGUUAUCAUCGUGUCCGCUGAUCAAGGCCUCCAGUGGUGCCGCGAGAAGCAAAAAGAUGCCCAGCCAGAGGAGCUGCAGACAUAUUGCGAUUUCCCUCACGUCAUUGAUAUCAGUAUCAGACAAGCCAGCAAAGAAGGUGCCAACAAGAGCCGGGUUGUCUCCAUCAACAAACAAGAUGGCAAAACUCUGGAGCUCGAGUUUACCUCCCAAGCCGAGGCUCUUUCCUUCGUGUCUCUGAUAGAUGGCUACUACAGGCUCACUACAGAUGCCCAUCACUACCUCUGUAAAGACGUUGUUCCUCCUCGAUUACUGGAGGUCAUCGAGAACUACUGCCAUGGGCCAAUAUCAAUGGAGUUUGCCAUCAGUAAGCUGCGCAAGGCUGGAAACCAGCGAGGUCUAUAUGUGCUACGCUGCAGCCCCAAAGAUUACAACAAAUACUUCCUGACAUUUGCUAUCGGGAUAUAUAAUGAAGUGGAGUACAAGCAUUGUCUGAUCAGUAGAUCAGAAAGUAGUGAUUAUGUUCUGAGUGGGACUAAGAGGACCUUCAGGAGCAUGCAGGAGCUGCUUAAAUGCUACCAAAAAGAGACCAUCAGAUCAGACGGAAUCGCCUUUCAGUUCAGCAAAUGCUGCCCUCCCAAGUCCAAAGAAAAGUCAAGUCUGCUGGUGUGUAGGAGCAAUAAGGGCUCUGAGGUUCCUCCCUCACCCUCCUUGCAGAGACAGAACAUCAGUCAGAUGGUUUUCCACAAAAUCAGGAAAGAAGAUCUUGAGUUGGGGGCGAAUCAAGGUCAAGGAACAUUUACCAAAAUCUUUAAGGGAAUUCGAAAAGAGCUGGGCGAUUAUGGAGAAAUGCACAAGACAGACGUGAUCAUCAAAGUCCUUGAUAAGGAGCACAGGAAAUAUUCUGAGUCUUUCUUUGAGGCAGCCAGUAUGAUGAGUCAGCUCUCACACAAGCAUCUGGCGCUCACCUAUGGCAUCUGUGUGUGUGGCGAGGAGAAUAUUAUGGUACAAGAAUUUGUGAAGUUUGGCUCCUUGGACACCUACUUGAAGAAGAACAAGAAUUCUGUGAAUAUCUUGUGGAAACUGGAAGUCGCAAAACAGCUCGCAUGGGCCAUGCAGUUCCUGGAGGAGAAGAACCUGGCACAUGGGAAUGUGUGUGCAAAAAAUGUGCUUCUGAUCCGUGAGGAGGACAAGAAGACGGGCAACCCUCCCUUUAUCAAACUCAGCGACCCGGGAAUCAGCAUCACAGUGCUGCCUAGAGAGAUUUUGUUGGAGCGAAUCCCAUGGGUGGCUCCUGAAUGUAUUGUAGACCCUAAGAACCUUAGUCUAGCUACAGAUAAGUGGAGCUUUGGCACUACGCUCUGGGAGAUAUGCAGUGGAGGAGAGAAGCCUCUUGCUAACAUGGACAACUCAAAAAAACGCAUGUUCUAUGAGAACCACCAUCAGCUGCCCGUCCCCAAGUGGACAGAACUGGCCAACCUGAUCAACAGUUGCAUGGACUAUGAGCCAGCUUUCAGGUUAUCCUUCAGAGCCAUCAUCCGUGACCUCAACACUCUUUCUUGUCCAGAUUAUGAAACCGUAAUGAUGGAGAGUGAUGUGGUGCCCAUUCGAACAGGAGGUCUUGCAUUUGCCACAGGAGCUUUUGAAGAUCAAGAGCCAGUGCAGUUUGAGGAAAGGCAUCUGAUUUUCCUACAGCAGCUUGGCAAGGGAAACUUCGGCAGUGUGGAAAUGUGCCGAUACGACCCCCUGCAAGACAGCACAGGUGAAGUGGUGGCAGUAAAGAAGCUCCAGCAUAGCACCACAGAGCACAUCCGCGACUUUAAGCGUGAGAUCGAGAUCCUCAAAUCACUUCAGCAUGAGAACAUCGUGAAAUACAAAGGAGUGUGCUAUGGUGCAGGUCGACGAAAUCUUCUGUUGGUUAUGGAGUACCUGCCCUUUGGCAGUCUGAGAGAUUACCUUAGCAAAAACCGGGACAGGAUUGAUCACAAGAAGCUUGUACAUUAUGCUUCUCAAAUAUGCAAGGGGAUGGAGUACCUUGCAAAUAAACGUUACAUCCAUCGAGAUCUGGCCACUCGAAACAUUUUGGUGGAGAGCGAGUCUCGGGUGAAAAUCGGGGAUUUUGGCCUGACUAAGGUUUUGCCUCAGGGGAAAGAAUACUACAAGGUCAAAGAGCCUGGAGAGAGUCCAAUAUUCUGGUACGCUCCCGAAUCACUUACAGAGAGCAAGUUCUCGGUGGCAUCGGACGUCUGGAGUUUUGGUGUUGUUCUGUAUGAACUCUUCACACACAGUGACAAGAUGUGCAGCCCUCCUACAGUGUUUAUGAGCAUGAUGGGAGGAGACAAGCAUGGACAGACUAUAGUAUAUCAUCUCAUCGAGCUGCUUAAGCAAGGGAAUCGCUUACCCCAGCCGGUGGGAUGCCCUUCUGAGAUGUACGAAACAAUGCAGGAAUGCUGGGAUAGCGACCCAAGCUUCAGGCCAGCCUUUAAGGAGCUCUCUCUGCGCAUCGACUUGUUCAGAGAUGGCAGCGACUCAGACCGAUAUACCCAAGUGCCUCAGUUUUAGUAAAAAAACCUUGCUGUGUUUUUAUAACCGCCAUUGAUAUUACCAGGACCCGGACGAGAAUCAAGACCCGUAUCAUCAGCCUCCUCAUGUUUCUCACUGUGCAAUCCUGGCAGAACCUUAUUUAGGACCUGCGAUCUUAAAGCAGCCUUCAGUUUCUGUC